AUGCUCCUGCAGUAUAACCCAGUUUACAAGAAGGAACCGGUUCUUGUGCAUGACGGUAAGCCCCUGGCAGAAUCACUAGUGAUUCUUGAGUAUAUUGAUGAGACCUGGAAGCAAAAUCCUCUUCUUCCAGAUGAUCCCUAUGAAAAGGCCAAGGCACGAUUCUGGUCCAGCUAUGUUGAUGAAAAGAAGGCAGCACAAGACGCUCGAGAGAUUCUGAAGACACUUGAAGUGGAGGAAAUUGUGGGUAUAAAUCUGAUUGAUAAAGUUUUAAUGACAAAGCUUGAUUCUUGGUUUGAUGAUUUUCUUGAGGUUCCUGUUAUCAAAGAAUGCAUGCCGCCUCGUGAUAAACUGCUUAACCACAACAAGGCCUUCCACAGGAUCUUGACAUCUGCAUCCACUUGA
Molecule: messenger RNA, 402 nt
Organism: Sphenostylis stenocarpa
Lineage: Eukaryota; Viridiplantae; Streptophyta; Magnoliopsida; Fabales; Fabaceae
Source: the annotation of a GenBank genome assembly